AUGAAACUUCGUUGCAACUUUGUCCUUAUUUUGUUGCAAACAAACUCAAUUUUAACAAAAGCUUAUGGCCAAAAAUAUGACUACAUCGGCUGCUUUCAAUGGGUUCGAUCACCUUUAUUCGAAAUUCAUGAUGAUGUCGAAGAUUGUGCUGCCAAUUGCAAGUUUACGAAUCCAUUUAAUAACAUGAUCGGCUUGAAGAACGGCCGCGAAUGUCACUGCGUAAGCGGGGUCAGUUCGGCAGUGGCUUCCUGGCGGUGCAACAUGUUCUGUAAGAACUUCUCAUGCGGUGGGAUUGAGUUUUAUUCAGUUUAUAAAAUUCAACCACGUCAGGAACACGACAUAUAUUAUUGCCAUUUGCAUCCGGAAAAGUCAGAGAACGCCAUAUAUUCACGAAAUUUUGACAAUCUGGAUAGCCUUGAAAUGUGUGCACAUUUCUGUUUGGAAAUGAACAUGACAUUCUUUAGGAAGACAAUAUUUCAUAAUAAAUGCGACUGUUUCCAGGAGGUCAAUUAUGGACUUUUUUCUCGCUCAGCCGAUGAAAGCUUCCGCGUUAAAUUAUGCUCCAAAAAUGAAGCAGAAAUUUGUGAAUAUUAUUUUGAAUCUCUUAGAGAUCUGCCGACUAUAUUUUCAACGCGUUUAUUUUACGAAUUCCAAAGAGGAGUAUCAACGUUCUCUCACUGCAAAACCAUAAACUAUGAAAUACAAGAAAGGUGUCCAGAAGGUUGUAGUGAAGGCUGGAAUGGAGAUUCGUGCAGAGAAAGAGAUUGUACGAGGAACAAUGGUGACUGUGGUGACGAGAUGAAAUGUAUUGAGUCCACGGUCAAUGGUAAUAAGUACGUUGAAUGCGUCUGCCCAUUGGGCACCGUAAGAAACAAAUGGUACUUGUGCGAGGUGUUUAGGAAGAACGUGGUUCAGCAUAACGAAUACAUAGGUAAGCCUAGAGAUGACCCCUCAGAAAAUUUGACAAAAGCAUCAUAUAACGGUUUUCUUGGGCAACGACCUUAUACCAGAUGUAUUUGGAUUGCUGUAGCUCUUCAAAGUUUAUAUUCCGUUGGAUAUUUAAGAGUUUACGGGAGAUUAUGCCAUAAUAACUACGUUUGCCGACAGCAAGAUGGAUUUGUUGCUAGGCUCAGUGAAAAUACUCUCGUUGAGAAUGAAUUGAAUGUGGAGAGUUUAAAAACAUGCGGCUACGGACCUGAAAAAGCCAAACAAGCAGGAAAUCCCAUGACUAUUAUUUGUGAAGACUUUGCACUCCGUUCAAGAUAUGUCAUUUUGCACCCGUCGGCUGGAAAGUUUAGCUACGAGGGAUUCUUUCUUUCAUUGUUGGAAGUAUAUGAAGUUAGUUGCGGUGUCUUGAACGGAAGAUGUGAACAAAGGUGCACUGAAUCGAAAGAUGGAGACGCACACGUUGUCAGCUGCAGUAGUUGGACUGAUGAACAAGCUGUAACAAACUCAGUUUACGGAUGUUACUUGAAAGUGUCAGGUGACCUUCACUUUGAGAAGGCUGGAUUGUCGUACAUGCAAUGUAGAGAUGCCUGUACUUUAAUUUCAAAAAGUUUAACAGUGAUGCAAGCAGGUUUCAAAUGUUAUUGCAGCAGUAAUUUGAGCAUAGCUGGUAACAUCCCAGUGGAAGAUUGCAAGAAAGGCCAUUACAGAUCCAACCUUAUAUUUGAUGACUGUGACAUGCAAGAUGAUUUUUGCAAUAAAGUUAUUGGAACUUUAAACCUCAUUACAACAACUUCCAAAGCUACCAAACAUGAAAUUUAUGAUACAAAUUCUAGUGAGACUUUAAAAACUUCCAAAGCUACCAAACAUGACAUUUAUGAUACAAAUUCUACUGAGACUUUAGAAACCAUCGUCAUCAUCAAGCCUUCCGACGAACCCACAAACAUCAUAACAUUGCAAACGCAGCUUCACGAUUCUUACAACAUAUAUUUGGUCAUCACGUCAGGUGUGACCACCAUCGCCUUCCUCUUCAUGCUAGCUCUUUUAGUUAGAGAACUGAAAUUUAAACGUGUGAUAUCAAAAAGAACAAGCAAAACGUCAGGUAGAAGCUCAACGAUUUCAAGCGACGGUGAAGUUAGAUCAUCAAGAAACAGUUUGAGCGUAAAUAGUAGUGAAGCAAUAUAA
Helobdella robusta is the source of this 2130-nucleotide messenger RNA. RefSeq lists its product as hypothetical. Gene Ontology annotation, cellular component: plasma membrane. The record is from RefSeq and is a predicted model, not a curated record. The transcript has a single exon. The coding region runs from base 1 to 2130 and encodes 709 amino acids. Lineage: Eukaryota; Metazoa; Annelida; Clitellata; Rhynchobdellida; Glossiphoniidae.